GCGAGAUGUACCCUCCCCCAAAAUGAAUGGUGCACUCCUGUGAGACAUGUUUGUGUGUGUGUGUGUGUGUGUGUGUGUCUAUAUGUGAUGUCACAAGAGCAGAGAAGGACGUGGACUUUAAGCAGGUUUUAUUUUGUUGGUAAUCCCUCUGCGAUUGCCAGAGUGAGUAAAAUGUCCAGAGUGGGGCCGGAUCAGAUCUGCGGGAUUAACCCAAGCCCCUACCCUGCACCAAUCCUCUCCCAACUGUCUCUUUCUCUCGCCCUCUCUCUUUUUUUCUCUCUCCUCCCAUCCUGUCCUGUCCCGUGUGAUUGAGCCCGUUUUCCCGGCACUGCUGCCAUGGAGUCAAGGGUCCACACUUUCUGACUGCCUUCGGAGUGUGUGUAUGCCUGAGGGAAAGAGAAAAAGGUGUCCUCUUUCUCCUCCUCAUCGCGAGCACUGAGCAACAAUAUUUUCAGCGAGAUAAAUUAUUCACAGAACCACUGCCAGGAGGAAGCCACCUGAUAGUGUGACCUCAGGAAAGUGAAGUGGAGAGAGAGAGAGAGGCACAGAGAGACUGAGAGAGGGGGAGACCUGAAGAGAAGAUAGAAGAAAAAUUCCGUCUGGAUAUCAGGUGAAAAACGAUCCCUCCCUUUUUUUCAUUCGUUCUUUUUAUUCCCUUCCUUUUUCUCUACGCUCCACUUCCUCUUCAUCUUCCCUCCUGACGUAACUUGGUAACCGAAGACGUGAAAGCAAAAGAAGCCCAGGUGGCUGCCAAGCUCCUUUUCUGGCCUGCGCGACACAUCUCUGUUUUCAGAUGCUGGUCUCCAGUAAGCAGCUACCCAUCGGCCGCUCCCACAGCUGGGACACCCUGGGGGGUCCGGAGUGUCAGUGGGGGCCAGAGCGGGUGCCAGAGAGCAUGUACGAUCAGCAGCAGGGCCGCCUCUCCGUGCGACGCAACUCAGUCAGCUACGGCAGUGAGGCAGCGGGGGGCCAGGGCUGGUAUGAACCCCCGUCUGGAGUGCAUCCCCCUGACCUGGAUCUGAAACGAGACCCGUACUCCUACCAGGAGUCACUCUACAGUCAGGGCUUUGUGGAUCGGCAGGACCCACGAGCAAUGAGGAAGUGCUCUGUGCCGGAGUUGAACAGCCACUACAACCGGCCCCCUGUCGCCAACUGCGGGACUCUGCCUCCCCAGGAUUACUACCCGCAGGACCCGGCGCUGACGCCCCGCCAGCUGGAUGACCCCCGUGCGUUUUAUCGGGGUGGAGAGCAGACACAGCCUCACCCACUGAGCCGGUCCGCCUCGCACUAUGGGAUGAACGCGAGCAUGACUGGGGGUCCACCCUCUGCGGCCCCUCCCUCCGCCCAUGAGAUGGGACUUAGGUACCGUGAGCCAUCCGUGUCUAUUCCUCCUCCACCAAACACCCCUGGCCCGAAGAUGGUGCCCAGUCGCGAGCCAUCACCGGUCCGUUACGCUACAGAACCUUCGUCCCCAAGGUAUGGAUCAGAACCGCCUACACUUGCAGGACGAAAUGCCUACACUGAUGUUAACAGAGUUGUGGACCCCCGCCAACCUGCUGCCACUUGUCUGGUUGUGGACCCUGCCUCCCAAGGUAUCGAUGUAAAUGGUGGGUCCCGUGGGAUGGUGGUACGACAGGAGAGCCCUACGCCCUACAGCCCCAUGCAGCAACAAAUGCAGCUAACCCAGCAGUUGCAGCAGCAGAUGCAGGCAGUGCAACUGCAGCAGAUGCAGCAGGCUCAGCAACUGCAGCAGCAGAUGCAACCUGCAGCACAACUGCAGCAGCAGAUGCAGCCAUCCAUGCAACAGCUUCCGCAGCAGAUCCAGCCUCCCAUGCAGCAAGUCCCCCAGCAAGUGGCGCCACCAAUGCAGCAAGUUCAGCAGCCAAUGCAGCAGCUCCCUAUGCAGCAACAGCAACUGCAGCCAGUGCCACCAGUGCAACCGCAGAUGCAGAUGCAGAUGCAGCCAGUCCAGCCAGCACCUCAGCCAAUGCAGCCAGCGGUGCAGCAGAUGGCACAAGUGCAGCAAAUGUCACCAGUCCCCCAGCAGGUCCAACCAGCGCCCCCCCCUGUGAACUCCCUCUACGACCCCAGUGCUGCCUCCAUGGUCCCUCAGAGCUCGGUGCUACCUGCUCACCCCAUGUCUCUUCCUCCUCCACCAGCUCAGACUGUACCGCCGACCCCUGUGGCUCAAGCCCCUCCUGCAGACCCCAAAAGGAUGGCCGACCCAGAGUUCCUAGCUCUACUCCGCAACGAUGGCGUGUCGGAGAGCACCAUAACGUCUCUGCUCCAGCAGGGCUUCGACAGUGCGGGCAUGCUGGCUGUGAUGGAGGAGAACGACGUCCGCUCUGUGGCGCCCAACCUUGGGCAGGCCCGGGUGCUGUCCCGGGUGGCUCUGAGCUGCAAGCGGCCCGCCGAGGCCCCUCAGCCCACCCCCCAGCACAACCCCAACCACCUGGGGGCUAUGCCACCAUCACGGGGCCGCUCCAACAGCUUCAGCCACCGCAGCGACGUGUACCAGCCUCACCACAACAUGAGCCUGGGCAUCGGGGUGGGCAUGGAGUCCCAGAUGCUGACCGCUCCACCCACUCCUAUGCAGACCCUCUCUCCCAGGUUUGGGGAGGCGAUAGGCAGGAGGCCCAGCAGCGCCCCGUCCCAGCAUCUCUUAGAGACUACCGGAGGGUACCCACCAGGGCCAAGGACCCCAGGAGCUUACAGCGGAGCCAUGGUGCCGGUCCAGCCUCGCCCCAUGUCGGCCUACUCCUCACAGCCCUCCUUGCACAUGUCCCAACACAUGGCAGCUCUGCCGCACCAAAUGUCAGGCAUGUCACAUCAAAUGCAAGCGUUGCCCGGGCCGCCACAGAUCCAGCAGAUCCAGGCCAUGCCUCAGCACCUGCCCGCCGUGCCUCAGCAUCUGGCCAUGACCCCCCAACCACCCCAGCAGGCACCUAAGGCCUACUCCACCAACUACACCGUGCCCAUGGAGUUGAUGAAACGCGACCGCAGCCUGGUGCCACUCACACCCAUGCACAGCCCCCACCACAGCCCGCAGGCCAUGCGUAAGCCUGGACAGGUGGUGCCCUCGGACGGGACAAUGGUGUCCAUGGGCACGGCCAUGCAGGCCCAGAGCGCCAGCCUGGCAAAUCAGAAACUCAGCCGUCGCACCGGCCCACCGGUCAUCUGCUCCACUAUGGCAUCCCCCGAAACAAGUAACAGGCCUCAGAUCAUGAACGGGCCGAUGCACCCUCGGCCCCUGGUGGCACUGCUGGACGGACGGGACUGCACCGUGGAGAUGCCCAUCCUGAAAGACCUGGCAACGGUGGCAUUCUGCGAUGCCCAGUCCACACAGGAGAUUCACGAAAAGGUGCUGAAUGAAGCGAUAGGGGCGAUGAUGUACCACACUAUCACUCUUACGCGAGAGGACCUAGAGAAGUUCAAGGCCCUUCGCAUCAUCAUUCGCAUCGGCAGUGGCUAUGACAACAUUGACAUCAAAGCAGCCGGAGACCUAGGCAUUGCGGUGUGCAACAUUCCCUCGGCUGCGGUGGAGGAGACGGCCGAUUCCACGCUGUGCCACAUCCUGAAUCUGUACCGCAGGCACACCUGGCUGUACCAGGCGCUGCGCGAGGGCACCCGCGUCCAGAGCGUGGAGCAGAUCAGAGAGCUGGCGUCAGGGGCGGCACGCAUCCGUGGGGAGACACUCGGCCUCAUCGGCUUCGGCCGAUCUGGACAGGCAGUGGCAGUCCGCGCCAAAGGCUUUGGCUUCAAUGUGAUUUUCUACGACCCCUACCUCCAGGAUGGGCUGGAGCGAUCGCUAGGGGUCACGCGUGUGUACACACUCCAAGACCUGCUCUACCAGAGCGACUGUGUGUCCUUACACUGCAAUCUCAAUGAGCACAAUCACCACCUAAUCAAUGACUUCACCAUCAAACAGAUGCGUCAGGGAGCAUUCCUGGUGAACUCUGCACGGGGUGGCCUGGUGGAUGAGAAAGCUCUGGCUCAGGCUCUGAAGGAGGGCAGAAUACGGGGAGCAGCCCUGGACGUCCACGAGAGCGAGCCCUUCAGUUUCGCCCAGGGUCCCCUUAAAGACGCGCCCAAUCUGAUCUGCACUCCACACACAGCCUGGUACAGUGAGCAGGCCUCGCUGGAAAUGAGGGAAGCGGCCGCCACAGAGAUCCGCAGAGCCCUCCUCGGGCGGAUCCCAGACAGCCUCAGGAACUGCGUCAACAAGGAGUUCUUUGUGACAACGGCCCCAUGGGGGAUGAUGGAGCAACAGAUGCAACCUGAACUCAAUGGAGCUGCCUAUGGCCGUCAGGUACAGGCCAUUUCCCCAGGGGGUAUGCAGGAUAAAAUGUAUACGUAAAUCCAGGUAUCCUCACGGUGCGGUGGAUGUGCAUCCAGGUAGUGCUGGCAGAGAGCAGGGAGGGAGUGAGAUGCCGGGAGGGGGGCCCAUCUCCCACUCUAUGCCCGGGGGACCUCCACCUAGCCAGACCCACAAGCACACC
Messenger RNA from Clupea harengus (Atlantic herring), 4499 nucleotides. RefSeq lists its product as uncharacterized. Gene Ontology annotation, cellular component: nucleus. Gene Ontology annotation, molecular function: DNA-binding transcription factor binding; transcription coactivator activity; oxidoreductase activity, acting on the CH-OH group of donors, NAD or NADP as acceptor. Lineage: Eukaryota; Metazoa; Chordata; Actinopteri; Clupeiformes; Clupeidae. Gene Ontology annotation, biological process: regulation of transcription by RNA polymerase II. The record is from RefSeq and is a predicted model, not a curated record.